UUUUUCUUCACCUUUAAACAUCAUGGCAGGGCGCAGUUUUUCUUUUUCUUUGUGUUUGUUUUUAAACUGAAUCAGAGAGUAUUGUACACAGUCCGGGUCAGUCAGUGGCAAGAAUGGCGCCAGCAUUAGGACAGCAAGUUGCAAAUGUUGAGGUUAGCUUUGAUCACGUGACUUUCACAGGAGAUAUCUUUGAUUCACGAGCCUAAACAUGUCCCAAAUCUUGUGCUCCCUAGUGGUGAGACAGCCAGCAGGAAAGGAUGUGGUGUUCUUGCUGGAUGGAUCUGAUGGUACCCGAAGUGGAUUCCCAGCCAUGCGAGACUUUGUCCAAAGAGUGGUAGAGACGCUCAGUGUGGAUGACAACAAAGACCGUGUCUCAGUGGUUCAGUACAGCAGAGACGCACAGGUCCAGUUCUACCUGAACACGUACAUGACAAAGGGCCAGAUCCUUGACAGUGUCAGAGGCUUGAGGCACAAAGGCGGAAGGCCCCUCAACACUGGAGCAGCUCUCCAGCACUUGAGGGAUAACAUCUUCACGGCCUCUGCCGGAAGCAGGCGCCUGGAAGGGGUGCCACAGGUGCUAGUGCUGCUAGCUGGUGGGAAAUCCUUUGACAGUGUUGAUGCACCCGCCUCUGCUCUCAAACAGCUGGGUGUCUUGACCUUUGCAAUUGGAACCAGAGGCUCUGACAGCAGAGAAUUGCAGACGAUAUCCCACGACCCCAGUAGUGCUCUGUCUGUGUCUGAAUUCACUGACCUUCCCAAUGUCCAGCAGCAACUUCUGUCCUCGGUGGAGACUGUGGUGAUUGACGUCACUCCAGAAUCACCAACUGUACUUGUUGACACUGCCAAAAAGGAUAUCGUAUUCCUUCUGGAUGGCUCUGAUGGCACAAGGAAUGGCUUCCCUGCCAUGCGUGACUUUGUUGAGAGAGUGGUGGAAAAACUGAGUGUGGGAGAAAACCGAGACCGUGUCUCUGUGGUCCAGUACAGCAGAGACGCAGAGGUCCAGUUCUAUCUCAACACAUAUAACAAGAGAGAGGAUGUUGUGGAUUCGGUCAGAGGGCUUAGACACAGAGGAGGAAGACCCCUGAACACCGGGGCAGCCCUCCAAUACGUCAGGGACAACGUCUUUACAAACUCCUCCGGGAGUAGACGCCUGCAAGGUGUUCCGCAGAUGCUGGUGCUGCUAACUGGGGGAAGGUCUGCUGACAGUGUAGAUGCCCCAGCCUCUGCUCUCAAACAGCAGGGCGUCUUUGUGAUUGGCAUUGGAACUAGGACCUCUGACAGUAGAGAGCUGCAAAAGAUAUCACAUGAGCCCAGUUACGCUCUAUCUGUGUCUGAGUUCACCGACCUCCCCAAUGUCCAAGAACAGCUUUCCUCUGUAAUGAGCACAGUGCUUGUGAGGGCCACGCCCAUGACACCCACAGUGACUGUGGUGAGACAGCCAGCAGGAAAGGAUGUGGUGUUCUUGCUGGAUGGAUCUGAUGGUACCCGAAGUGGAUUCCCAGCCAUGCGAGACUUUGUCCAAAGAGUGGUAGAGACGCUCAGUGUGGAUGACAACAAAGACCGUGUCUCAGUGGUUCAGUACAGCAGAGACGCACAGGUCCAGUUCUACCUGAACACGUACAUGACAAAGGGCCAGAUCCUUGACAGUGUCAGAGGCUUGAGGCACAAAGGCGGAAGGCCCCUCAACACUGGAGCAGCUCUCCAGCACUUGAGGGAUAACAUCUUCACGGCCUCUGCCGGAAGCAGGCGCCUGGAAGGGGUGCCACAGGUGCUAGUGCUGCUAGCUGGUGGGAAAUCCUUUGACAGUGUUGAUGCACCCGCCUCUGCUCUCAAACAGCUGGGUGUCUUGACCUUUGCAAUUGGAACCAGAGGCUCUGACAGCAGAGAAUUGCAGACGAUAUCCCACGACCCCAGUAGUGCUCUGUCUGUGUCUGAAUUCACUGACCUUCCCAAUGUCCAGCAGCAACUUCUGUCCUCGGUGGAGACUGUGGUGAUUGACGUCACUCCAGAAUCACCAACUGUACUUGUUGACACUGCCAAAAAGGAUAUCGUAUUCCUUCUGGAUGGCUCUGAUGGCACAAGGAAUGGCUUCCCUGCCAUGCGUGACUUUGUUGAGAGAGUGGUGGAAAAACUGAGUGUGGGAGAAAACCGAGACCGUGUCUCUGUGGUCCAGUACAGCAGAGACGCAGAGGUCCAGUUCUAUCUCAACACAUAUAACAAGAGAGAGGAUGUUGUGGAUUCGGUCAGAGGGCUUAGACACAGAGGAGGAAGACCCCUGAACACCGGGGCAGCCCUCCAAUACGUCAGGGACAACGUCUUUACAAACUCCUCCGGGAGUAGACGCCUGCAAGGUGUUCCGCAGAUGCUGGUGCUGCUAACUGGGGGAAGGUCUGCUGACAGUGUAGAUGCCCCAGCCUCUGCUCUCAAACAGCAGGGCGUCUUUGUGAUUGGCAUUGGAACUAGGACCUCUGACAGUAGAGAGCUGCAAAAGAUAUCACAUGAGCCCAGUUACGCUCUAUCUGUGUCUGAGUUCACCGACCUCCCCAAUGUCCAAGAACAGCUUUCCUCUGUAAUGAGCACAGUGCUUGUGAGGGCCACGCCCAUGACACCCACAGUGACUGUGGUGAGACAGCCAGCAGGAAAGGAUGUGGUGUUCUUGCUGGAUGGAUCUGAUGGUACCCGAAGUGGAUUCCCAGCCAUGCGAGACUUUGUCCAAAGAGUGGUAGAGACGCUCAGUGUGGAUGACAACAAAGACCGUGUCUCAGUGGUUCAGUACAGCAGAGACGCACAGGUCCAGUUCUACCUGAACACGUACAUGACAAAGGGCCAGAUCCUUGACAGUGUCAGAGGCUUGAGGCACAAAGGCGGAAGGCCCCUCAACACUGGAGCAGCUCUCCAGCACUUGAGGGAUAACAUCUUCACGGCCUCUGCCGGAAGCAGGCGCCUGGAAGGGGUGCCACAGGUGCUAGUGCUGCUAGCUGGUGGGAAAUCCUUUGACAGUGUUGAUGCACCCGCCUCUGCUCUCAAACAGCUGGGUGUCUUGACCUUUGCAAUUGGAACCAGAGGCUCUGACAGCAGAGAAUUGCAGACGAUAUCCCACGACCCCAGUAGUGCUCUGUCUGUGUCUGAAUUCACUGACCUUCCCAAUGUCCAGCAGCAACUUCUGUCCUCGGUGGAGACUGUGGUGAUUGACGUCACUCCAGAAUCACCAACUGUACUUGUUGACACUGCCAAAAAGGAUAUCGUAUUCCUUCUGGAUGGCUCUGAUGGCACAAGGAAUGGCUUCCCUGCCAUGCGUGACUUUGUUGAGAGAGUGGUGGAAAAACUGAGUGUGGGAGAAAACCGAGACCGUGUCUCUGUGGUCCAGUACAGCAGAGACGCAGAGGUCCAGUUCUAUCUCAACACAUAUAACAAGAGAGAGGAUGUUGUGGAUUCGGUCAGAGGGCUUAGACACAGAGGAGGAAGACCCCUGAACACCGGGGCAGCCCUCCAAUACGUCAGGGACAACGUCUUUACAAACUCCUCCGGGAGUAGACGCCUGCAAGGUGUUCCGCAGAUGCUGGUGCUGCUAACUGGGGGAAGGUCUGCUGACAGUGUAGAUGCCCCAGCCUCUGCUCUCAAACAGCAGGGCGUCUUUGUGAUUGGCAUUGGAACUAGGACCUCUGACAGUAGAGAGCUGCAAAAGAUAUCACAUGAGCCCAGUUACGCUCUAUCUGUGUCUGAGUUCACCGACCUCCCCAAUGUCCAAGAACAGCUUUCCUCUGUAAUGAGCACAGUGCUUGUGAGGGCCACGCCCAUGACACCCACAGUGACUGUGGUGAGACAGCCAGCAGGAAAGGAUGUGGUGUUCUUGCUGGAUGGAUCUGAUGGUACCCGAAGUGGAUUCCCAGCCAUGCGAGACUUUGUCCAAAGAGUGGUAGAGACGCUCAGUGUGGAUGACAACAAAGACCGUAUCUCAGUGGUUCAGUACAGCAGAGACGCACAGGUCCAGUUCUACCUGAACACGUACAUGACAAAAGGCCAGAUCCUUGACAGUGUCAGAGGCUUGAGGCACAAAGGCGGAAGGCCCCUCAACACUGGAGCAGCUCUCCAGCACUUGAGGGAUAACAUCUUCACGGCCUCUGCCGGAAGCAGGCGCCGGGAAGGGGUGCCACAGGUCCUAGUGCUGCUAACUGCUGGGAAAUCCUUUGACAGUGUUGAUGCACCCGCCUCUGCUCUCAAACAGCUGGGUGUCUUGACCUUUGCAAUUGGAACCAGAGGCUCUGACAGCAGAGAAUUGCAGACGAUAUCCCACGACCCCAGUAGUGCUCUGUCUGUCUCUCAAUUCACUGACCUUCCCAGUGUCCAACAGCAACUUCUGUCCUCUUUGGAGGCCGUGGUUUUUAAAAUCUUAACUGAAUCACCAGCUGUUCCUGGUAUGUUUUCAACCACUGCUUGCAUUUAAUUGACCAAUUUUGAC
This is a messenger RNA of Acanthochromis polyacanthus (spiny chromis), 4459 nucleotides long. RefSeq names its product collagen alpha-3(VI) chain. The transcript is spliced from 7 exons. Lineage: Eukaryota; Metazoa; Chordata; Actinopteri; Pomacentridae. The record is from RefSeq and is a predicted model, not a curated record. Bases 209 to 4444 code for a protein of 1411 amino acids.